Molecule: messenger RNA, 1704 nt
Organism: Aspergillus mulundensis
Lineage: Eukaryota; Fungi; Ascomycota; Eurotiomycetes; Eurotiales; Aspergillaceae
Exons: 3
Coding region: 1-1704 (567 amino acids)
Biological process (GO): transmembrane transport
Molecular function (GO): transmembrane transporter activity
Source: RefSeq, a predicted model, not a curated record
AUGGCGAACGAAGGACGUCUGGCUCCAGUAGCUGAUGAGAGCAUCAUGCAGGAACAUGGAGAGACUCAGAGCACCUUUGCCACAUCAACGCUUGUUCCGGAUCUUGAGAAAGCCCCGCGUUCUAAAGCAUGUGGCAAAGAACCGGAGUAUAAGUCCAUCUAUGGCUCUGUCAUUGAUACUUCUUGUUCGCAAACGGGAGCUGGAGCUGAUGCUGUUCUGAGGGCGAAAGCGCAGCUCCUGAAUCAAGCGCUGCUUGAUAUUGGGAUGGGCCGGUACCAGUGGUUUCUGUUCCUCAUCACGAGUGUCGGAUGGUUUCUCGAUAGUUUCUGGAUUGCAUCGUUCACUGUUAUCAACCCCGCUGCAUCCGACGAGGCCAUGUUCUUCUUUACCGGAGACAAGGCGGCAUACUUGCCUGUCAGUCUAUUUGUUGGCCUGACAGUCGGUGCAACAGCAUGGCCAUGGAUGUCGGACACUCUAGGCCGGAAGUGGAUCUUCACGAGCACUGUUGUCCUCAUGGGCAUGGGCGGCUUGGUCGGUGCUGGAAUGCCUUCGUUUACCGGCCUUUGCGUCGUAGGCUGUGUAGUGGGUAUCGCGAUCGGAGGAAACCAGCUUAUCUCGGGGAUGAUCCUGGCGGAAACGCUUCCUGCUUCGCAUCAGUUCCUUGUUGCCAUGCAAGGUCUGUUCUGGGGUCUUGGUCAGUUGGUAUCCUAUGCUGUUGGAUGGGCAUUCAUCGCCGAGUACACAUGCGGUACCGGCCCCGACAAGCUCAGCACAGAACAAGCUCUAGGCCACCAGAAGCGUGCCGGGAGUGGAAGCGGCAGCUCCUGCCACUAUGUAUCCAACAAAGGCUGGCGCUAUGUCUGGUGGACCUUUGGCUGCAUUACCCUCUUCCUUUAUCUCUGCCGCUUCUUGUUCCCUCUCCGGGAAACCCCAAAGCAUCUCCUUGCGCGCCGUCGUGAUGCCGAAGCCACACAGAUUGUCAAGGACAUUGCGGCUUACAACAAACGUCAGACUUGGCUGACAGAGGCAUCAUUCGCCCGUAUCGACUCGACGAUUGAUUCCACCGAAACCCGUCGGCAAUCACGAACUCAGGCUCUCGUCUCAUCUCUUGGACCGACUGGCCUUCCUGUCCUGCUCAUCUUAUGGAUCACUACUGGUCUGACAUUCAUCCUGCAUAAAACGUACAUCAGCAACUACCAGGCCAGCCAUGGGGUUUCAGCAGUGACACCGCUGAGCGUGUCAACAGACUACCUCUUCAGCUGGUACCUCUAUGUCGCGAUCUGUGCUAUCCCGGGCCCCAUUGUCGCAGCUCUUCUCAUUGAAGCCAAAGGAUUUGGGCGAAAGCGCACUGGCGCCAUGCUCGCCCUACUCACCGGUCUGUUCAUGUUCCUAGCUACCGUUGCGCGGUCCCGAGAUGCGGCUCUGGCGUUCUCCUGUAUUAUAUCCUUCUUGGAAUUUGCUGGCCUUGCUGUGUUGACUACCUACACGGUUGAGGUGCUCCCAUCGCCUGUCCGUGGAUCCGGGCUCGCGGUAAUGGGCUUCUCGUGGGGUCUGUUCGGUCUGGUUGCGCAGAUCAUCAGUGUGUAUGCGGGUAGUACUGCUGCUGGAGGAGGUCCUGUCUGGUUCUGUGGUGUGAUCUGGAUUGCCAUGGUGGGAGCUUGGUUGGCUCUUCCUUUGGAGACGCGAAGUAAGGCUGCGGCAUGA